Molecule: messenger RNA, 2292 nt
Organism: Sinocyclocheilus grahami
Lineage: Eukaryota; Metazoa; Chordata; Actinopteri; Cypriniformes; Cyprinidae
Product: vacuolar protein sorting-associated protein 26B-like
Exons: 6
Coding region: 328-1323 (331 amino acids)
Biological process (GO): intracellular protein transport
Source: RefSeq, a predicted model, not a curated record
AAGAUCCAGGAAAUGCGGGAGUUAUUUUAUGGGCAAAUAUCCUUCCUGACUGCUGUCCUGCUGUAAAUGGAGCUACUUUAAUUAAACCAGACAGAAAUAAGACGUAGUAUAUUGAUAUUUCCAUUUAAUCGCGGAUAUUAAACAAUCAAAUAGCGUAUGCGCUUGUUUUUGAAGGCCACUUGGUAAAAGGUAACUUACCAGAGCGCCAGAGAAUCGCACGGCCACCUGUAACGUUCAGCUGAGCGCAGCAGGAGCAGCAGCAGCUGUAGCGGUCAAUCAGGUGCUCUAUGCUCGAACAGCAGUGACACUGACACACCUCCAUCAGACAUGAGCUUCUUCGGCUUCGGACAGACCGCUGAGAUCGACAUCGUGUUGAAUGACGGGGACACCAGGAAGAAAGCCGAGCACAAAACUGAGGAUGGGAAAAAGGACAAAUACUUCCUUUUCUACGACGGUGAAACCGUAAGUGGGAAAGUUAACGUGACUCUCAAGACUCCUGGAAAGAGGCUGGAGCACUAUGGCAUCAAAAUCGAGUUUGUCGGACAGAUUGAUCUUUACUAUGACAGAGGGAACCACCAUGAGUUUGUGUCGUUGGUGAAGGAUCUUGCUCGACCUGGGGAGCUUUCACAGUCCCAGACCUUUGACUUUGAGUUCACCCAUGUGGAAAAGCCCUAUGAAUCCUACACUGGCCAGAAUGUCAAACUAAGAUACCUUCUGCGAGCGACAAUCAGCAGAAGGCUGAAUGAUAUCAGUAAAGAGAUGGAUAUUGUCGUGCAGACGCUGUGCUCAUAUCCAGAGCUCAACUCCUCCAUCAAGAUGGAAGUUGGAAUUGAAGAUUGUCUCCAUAUUGAGUUUGAAUACAACAAAUCCAAAUACCAUCUGAGGGAUGUUAUCGUAGGAAAGAUAUACUUCCUUCUUGUGAGGAUAAAGAUUAAACACAUGGAAAUUAAUAUAAUAAAACGGGAAACGACUGGAACUGGACCCAGUGUGUACCAUGAAAAUGACACCAUUGCCAAAUAUGAGAUCAUGGAUGGGGCCCCGGUGAAAGGCGAGUCGAUCCCCAUUCGCUUGUUUCUCGCUGGAUACGAGUUGACGCCCACCAUGAGGGACAUCAACAAGAAGUUCUCUGUGCGUUACUACCUGAACCUAGUCCUUAUAGAUGAAGAAGAGCGACGAUACUUCAAACAACAGGAGAUCACACUCUGGAGGAAAGGAGAUAUUGUGAGGAGGAGUAUGUCCCAACAAGCCAGCAUUGCUGCCCAGAGAUUUGAGGGAUCAAACUCUGAAACUGCAUCAGCACAAGCCAAAGAGGAGAGUAACUAGAUUCAAGACGCUUUAUGUUCCUUCAACAUCUCUAAUGAACCUUGUUACAUCAAAAUAAUGUUUUAUAAGUCUCGAAGGGAUCAAUGUGGCAAGUGAUUUUUGCCGAAAAAUGGAAAUCAUCGCUUCUUGAGAUCAAAAAUGAGAAUCGAGCUUGUAAAAGGCAGCCCAACUACUUAAAUGUGUAUAGAUUACAAAAUAUUUUUUUAUUCCUCUUUCCAAUACUGCGUACAUUUCCAUUAUUAUAAUAGUGACCAACAGUUUUGAAAUGCUAGAAACAAUCUUUUUGUGUACGCCGCUGUUUUCAUCCUAUUGGUUUGAUUUGUGCUUCAUGAAGUUGUAAGCCUCAAUACAUUCCUCUUGUUAAGCUCAAAUUUUGCUUAAGUCUAGUACACUGAAAAGUCAGAAUCUAGCUUCUGUACUCUGUCCUGUUUAAUGAGCCCAAAAUGAGAUUUACUGUGAUGUUUUGUGUUAUAAAUGUAGCACUUCAUGUACUCUCCAUAGAGCUCUGCACAGUAUUAUUCUAUCAUUUAGGGUAUUACAAAUGAAGGCCUGCACAGAAAUGCCUAAUAAGGGAACUACUAACUUUUCAUUCAUAUUUUUAUUAUCGACUUUUUUCUUCUUUUGAUCUGGUGUCUUAAGUGUUUAUUUCCUAUUGAUAAGAAUCAGCAGAAUCAUCCGCAACACAAGGUUCCAGGAUUCUCAAGAGUGCAGUUAAAUGCUGCAACACAGAAAAUCCUUUUUGUGAUUGUUUGCUACUCAUUUUUAAGGUGAAUUCUUACAUGUGUAUGUCAUUGUAUUAUACUAAAUAUUUGUUUAAUAGCUUAUUGGCUGUUCAAUGAGGUAUGACUAUUUAACAGACAUGCAACCGUGAAAACUUCUGCAAAAGGCUCAUUUAAUCAGCCCUAUUGUAAUAAAAUGUACUAACCUCUGCAUUCAUGAUGAUUUCCUUUUUUCCUCAAAAUGAAAAUA